UUUCACGUUCCGGUCCAUUUUCUUCUGCUCAACGCAAUGAUGAUGCCCCCCCGCAAGACGACACUAACCAGCCUGAGCCUGGUGCUGCUGGCAACAGCGGCUAAGGCUUAGGAUUUUACCAUCUACGGUGACAGCGACUGCGAGAAGACGCCGACGGCCCAUUUUCGGAAAGUGGUAAUAGGACUGUACCCAUGUUCCUGAUCCCCAUGGAAGGUUCGAGCUCGAAAGCAUGGGCAACUGCCAAAUAGAUCUGUAUGCUACCUUGGCGGAUUAUCAGAAUAGCAUUUCGCAGAAACGAACCGUCAUCUCCCACCUACCACCUUCUGGAAAUGGAGUCCCCAUUAUCGGCAAAAGAACUCGGCUAUUUCAGUCAUGCUUGGAUGUGGACACUGAUUCCUAAGAUCCCUUGGCUCUACGUUAUUUCAGGCGUUGCAGCAUUUAUGUGGGCCAGCCAACUUAUAGAAGAUGCCUUUUUACUGUACUGCAUGGGGUGCGAGGCUAUGCAGUCGAAGACAUCCAAACAGACGCUGGUUUCCGGAGGAGUCGCAGCAGUAUCGGCGGUGCUCCAUUCCAUUUCCGACGUGGCACGAUUCUUUUUCGUUCUAGCGAUUACCCAUUCCUCCAACCCAUGGCUCGGACGUCUGGUUCUGCUUAAUGUGAUAUUAUUUCUGCCAGCUCGGAUAGUCACACUCAGCGGGGGCAUUCUUACAGCCCUACGCAUGAGAAAGCACGAGAAACUCGAGCUGACAGACGCGGAUCGCCAUCGUGAGCCAAGCCUAUCCACAACCCCGAAGUCGCCUAUGACAUUGGUUAUCAUACCUUGCUACCGCGAACCACUAUCGAUGGUCAUGGCUUCGAUUGAUUCGGUUGCAACCUCGGCUUACAACAGGGAUCGCAUCCAUAUUUUCUUAUCUUUCGACGGGCCCCAGAACAAUGCUGUCUUCAAACAGAUUUCAAGAAUAGCCAAAGCCAAGACAGCUCCCUCUCGCGAGUCUUUAUGUGCAGAGGGAGUCAUUGGGGAUGUUAACCUCACCCUGUGCGUUUUUGAGCACGGUGGGAAAACUCAGUGUCAGGGGCAGACAGUCGACUGCAUCAAGCGCUACCAUGGUAACUACAUGGAAACAGCUUCAGAUACUUGCGUACUCUUUUUAGACUCGGACACCACGAUCCAGCCGUCAGCCCUUCGCCUGCUUGGAGCUCAACUACAUCCACUGUCCGGAGCCCCAGGCAGCCUCAUCGCCUUGACGACCAUUCAAGCAAUCACAGGGCCAUCGUCGUCGUUCAGUGCCGCAACUUGGCAUCGCGGGUGUAUGGAGACCUCGAGAGACCAUGGUCAGGGUUAUCGCGUAAUUCUUUGCGCUCGUUAAUAUGGAGGAACUUCUUGUCGUUGUGGCCGUACGGGUAUGCAAGAUAAACGCCUGCGUGUCCGGUAUCGCUCCUCUUUUUCACG
This is a messenger RNA of Phialemonium atrogriseum, 1450 nucleotides long. RefSeq lists its product as uncharacterized. NCBI's taxonomy places the organism in Eukaryota, Fungi, Ascomycota, Sordariomycetes, Cephalothecales, Cephalothecaceae. The record is from RefSeq and is a predicted model, not a curated record. The transcript has 4 exons. Bases 255 to 1367 code for a protein of 370 amino acids.